AUGUCCUCGUCCAACAACACGGCCCAACCCACCUCCAGCACGGACCCGGCCCUGCGCCCGUUCCACGAGCAGCUGUUCAACGCGGGCCUGAAGGUGCGCCGGGAGGUGGUCGGGGACGCGUACGUGGACCGGGCGCUGGCCAACGGGUCGAGCGAGUUCUCGCGCGUGGGACAGGAGCUGGUGACCGAGUUCUGCUGGGGGUACGCGUGGACGCGGCCGGGCCUGUCGCGGCGCGACCGCAGCCUGCUCAACAUCGGCAUGCUGAUGGCGCUGAACCGCGCGCCCGAGCUGGCCGUGCACGUGCGCGGCGCCCGCAACAACGGCCUCAGCGAGGAGGAGAUCCGCGAGGCCAUCGUCCACGCCACCACCUACUGCGGCGUCCCCGCCGGCGUCGACGCCAUGAAGACCGCCGAGCGCGUCCUCGACGACAUGGCCGAGAAGGGCGAGAUGCCCCGCCAGCUGGGCGGGAAGAGCAAGGAUGCGUAG
Fonsecaea erecta is the source of this 486-nucleotide messenger RNA. RefSeq lists its product as hypothetical. Lineage: Eukaryota; Fungi; Ascomycota; Eurotiomycetes; Chaetothyriales; Herpotrichiellaceae. The transcript has a single exon. Bases 1 to 486 code for a protein of 161 amino acids. The record is from RefSeq and is a predicted model, not a curated record. Gene Ontology annotation, molecular function: peroxiredoxin activity.